This is a messenger RNA of Meira miltonrushii, 2730 nucleotides long. RefSeq names its product Tcp11-domain-containing protein. The coding region runs from base 1 to 2730 and encodes 909 amino acids. NCBI's taxonomy places the organism in Eukaryota, Fungi, Basidiomycota, Exobasidiomycetes, Exobasidiales, Brachybasidiaceae. The transcript has a single exon. The record is from RefSeq and is a predicted model, not a curated record.
AUGAGCGGCGAAGGUUUAUCACAACGUGGGGCAGAGUUCCAAUUGCAACCUGUGCCUGCCUCAAAGCGAAAGCGUAGUACAGCCAACAAUGAAAAGCCAAGGAUAUGGUCAACAGCUGUUCAACAGCCAACGAGACAUAUAGUACCUUCAAACAAGCCAGUACGUAUGCGAAGGUCACAAAGUGUUCCAAAUAUGAAAGCAAAGUAUUCCUUGGAUCUUUCCACCAAAGCGCAACAUAGCAUCGCAGUUCCACCAAGGUUGGCUCAAGCUUGGAAUCCGGCAAGAGGGUGGAAGAUUGCAUCAACCCAACAAUCACAACCAAAUCAUACAUUAAUGGCAGGUGGUCUGUCAUCCUCUGGCUCUUCCAACAUUGCAGGUCCUUCAGCGUUGCCUGAACAAGUGCACUAUGCCAAUACCAAUCAUGUGACCGUCGCAAGUCCUGCAGUACCUCAUCAGAGCCCAACCGUUUUCACUCCUUCGGUCUUUCCACCCAUCAAUUCGCAAACAUUAAAGGAACUCGACCUCCAUGAGAUUUUGAAAAAUCCGCAAUUGCGUCACGACUUGGUGUUUGACGCCGAUCUGCAAUUCCGACCUAAUUUCGACGGUGAGAGAGGGAAACGGAAGAGGGAUGUUUGCAACAAGUACUGGCGAGCUGUUCAAAGAGAGAUACAAAGCCGAUGUGCUUGUACUUCUUUCUAUGGCGGUUUGGAAUUGCCAUGUGUAUGCGCUUCUAAUCGCCGUCGUGGAAGCGGGCUAGGAAUGCAACCGAUCGCUGAUCCGCGCUUCUUUGCGCGCAUACCAAACUUGAUUGCAGAAUUACGUUGUAUUUGCCUUUCUAUCCUACCGACAUCUUCCGGUCGAUCAUUCACAAAUGAUCCAAUUGCUUCUGCACCUGCAAUAAGUAAUGGCAACUCAUUCGCCAAUCGUCAACGUGAUGCUCUUUUGUUACAUCGUAAAGGUCUCCGAAAUGAACCUCAGACAGCACAGCCGCAAAAGCCAACUAACAAAUCCGCCGCAACUCCAUUGACGCCAUCUUCAGCGUUUGUAAAUUCUUCGCUUUUUGCAUCACCCAUCACUCAUGCUAGUGAUGAACAAGCUAUCAUCGUACAAUGUCUCGAUCCAGGCUUGAUCAUGCAACAGCUGUACUAUGGCGGUUUGGAUAUCACCGGUUUGAUCACUACAGUCGGUUCAAUCCUGAAGCAACAUUGCGCGCCAAUGCGGGAUUCAUUGAUUGAUAACAUGAUCGAAACAGUGACCAAUCAAGGCGAUGUGACACGAAGCCUACGACAAUGUUUUGAAAUUUUGGAAUUGAUGAAAUUGGACGUGGCAAAUCAUCAAUUGAGCACCAGUCGUAUUUAUUUGGUCGAAACAGCUGCCGAGUUUGAAUCAAGAUGGUUCCGUGAUCAAGUUUGUCGUGGAAAGCUUUCGGUGCAAAGAACGGUGACUUGGUUCACCAAUGCUAUGUCGAAGUAUGCUGAAGAUCUUGAUGCUUCGAUCAGCAAGACGGAACGUAUCUCAAAAGCAUUCGAUGGAGGUGUGUUGGAUUUGAUCUUCGACCCUCCAAGCACUACCUCGCCUAAGGCCACUUUCGGUAAUUUCUCUGCACCAUCACGACUCUCCUCUUUGCAUCCAGUCGGUGCUCAAGCUGUUGCUUCAAUGACUUAUCCGGAAUCUUUCCAAUUUGAUGCUUUCCGUUUGUUGACGUUCCACGGAGAAGUGACUGACAUUACAGUCGUUAGUAUGCUGUUGUUACUCUACCGUCAAUUGGCAUGCUCGCCGCAAAAUCUCGCUUCUACCAAGUUGCCAUUCGAUGAUGAAUCUUGCAAGCCCAGCGCUUCUGCUCUAAGUGCACUGGCGUAUGCUCAACAAGGUAGUAUCAAGGGUGAGAUUUGGACUUUAUUACGAGAAGCCGAGGUGGAGAGGUCGGCUCAAGACCGUAUCACAACGAGUACAAGUACAGCUGCUGUUCCUCCCACACCAGGUGGCGUGGCAAGUAGAGUACUGGACAGCAGAUUGACCUCAUGGCGAAAGGUUGUCGGUGAUAUUGUUUUGCAAAUUGCUGCACGAGCAAUUCAAGUUCAAGUCGAUGCACGCAAGCAGCAGAUGCAAAAGCAAAACAAAACCUUGGAAGUGGACAUGGACGUCUCUGUCGGAGAAUUGGCGCCUUCGCAGGCGACAAUUGACCUUUUGACAAGAUGGUUGGAGACAAACAUUCAUUCAUCCAGUGCGAUGUUCAAACUGUGUCGUACACGUGUUCGUAAUCUGUUGGCCAAACUGACCGUCACGCCACCUCCUGGAAUGGCCAUUCCUUCGCCUCUUGAGUCACCUCAUACACCCUCUCGUUUGAGCCGCAAACGAUCUGCUGUUGAGACUGCUUUGCCCUCUGCUAAGCGUGUCCGACUUUGUCCACCUCCCAUGUCGCCACGCGAGCCAAUUGCAAGUGUUAUCCCUGAUGCCGGAGAUUUGGAACCGUUCGUAGCAGAGAUGGAGUUAUUGGCGGAAAGAAUCAAGAAAGUCAAAUCAUUCCACUUGCAAGUUUAUCGAUCUCACUAUGAACAUAUGGCCGCUUCGCAUCAUCAACGAAAAGCACAAACUCAACGACAACAUUCUCAGCUUGCAAGUACGUCAAAGCAACAUCCUGUUGUAUUUGUAGAUUCGACUGCCGUUUCUUCAGAACAAGAGCAAGCACUUCAACAAGCUCCACAAGAGCAAGAACAACAAAAAGCAUAA